ACAUAUUGUAAAGUAAUGGAUUCAUAGUUGGCUCAUUCUCUAGACUUGCUAGACUUCAGUCAAGGAAAAUGUCUACAAAAUUAAUAAUUCUAGCAGUGGCAAUUAUCGCCAUGGGCGGCGUCGCUGCUAAAAAGGCCACAUGCGUCCUCCAAGUAGGAGUUACAGAAGGAAAAGGAAUAACUGGAAAGAUUACAAUUGAAGAAAAUGUGUGAUUUUUUUCUCUAAUUAGUAAUUAUAAAGCAAUUAAAGGGAAAUAAUUGAAAAUUACUUAUUGAUUGAAAAUUUCUUGAAUAUUUGCUAAUUUUAUCAUUUCUAUAAAACUCCAUCCGAACUAUGUAGUAUAAAUAGUAUCGCUUGCGAGAAAAUUAAAGCUCAUUUGCCUCCUUCCCAUUCAGCCUCUAAAGCAAAUCGGUUCUUUUGAAAAAGUUUUGUAAUAGCUGUUGCUAAGGCAAAUCAAUACUACAUAUCGAUUUUUUUUUAAUAUGUUCUAAUAUUUUAGACAAAUGUAUACAAUUUAACGAAAUUUGGAAGGAAAAAUAGUUCAUUAUUAAAAGGAAAAGAAACUUUUACGUUAUUUUAGAAAUAUACAUUUAAAAGCACGUCAUAUGCAAACGACAAAAACGGGAAAGAGAACUUCCAGAAUGAGAGGCAUUUGUACUUUUAUGACAUACAAAACUGAAAAACGGGGAUUGUAUACUUAAAAGAAGACAUUCAUUGGAUCGUUUUGAUCUUUUCCAUAUUCUAGUUCAUCGCAAACUUCCAAGCAAAUAUAUAAUGAUAUCUUAUUGACCACUCAUUUCAUACAUUAGUAUUUUUGCAUCACUUCUUCAAUAUUACUCUGAUUGCUAUAACCAACGCUUAUGUCUGAGAAUACUGUAAUUUUAUCUAAUUUUAUGCCAAAUUUACGUUAAAGAGAUUGUAAAUCUUAAUUUACUUUAACUUUAAUCAUUUGAUAUUUAUACAUUUAAUAUACAGUAUACAAAGAGAAUAUAAAAUAGCUUUAAUAUGAAUUUUGCAGAGCGAAAGUGGAACUACAAAGUUUAUGAUAGAUAUUAAGGGAGUGAAUACUACCAAUGGAAGCUCUUUGAAAGGUUUUCAUGUUCAUCAAUAUGGUAAACUGUCAGAAGAAUGUUCUGCUGCUGGUGGUCAUUUCAAUCCCUUUAAUAAAAAUCAUGGUAGUCCUAACGACACAAAUAGACAUGUUGGAGAUUUGGGCAAUGUUAUUGUCGAAACUGAUGGUACAAUACAUCAAACUAUCUCUGAUCAAAUAGCUAAGCUCACUGGAGAAAAUAACAUAAUGGGAAAAUCAAUUGUGCUGCAUCAGGACAAGGACGAUCUAACGUCUCAGCCAACAGGUGCCGCAGGAAAGAGAUUAGCAUGCUGUCUCAUAGUGGAAAGUGACAUAGGAAAUGCGUAUAGAAUUAAACCAUCUGUAUUUCUUAGCUUACUGUUGACAAUUUCCAUGUACAUAUUCUUAUACAAAUAGUUUUAAUUUGUCCGGAUCGGUUAAGCACGUACACACACUCGUAACUAUUCUACAUCACAGUAUAUAAUAUAUACUGUCAUAUAAUCAUUUAGGUAUAACAAUUGAAGUUGAUGUUGCAAAAUCAAACCAAAAAAUCUGAUAUUCCAAAAAGGUAAUUGAAAUUAAUAAAAGACUUUUACUUUGCUAAUUAUGUUUUUUGUAUCACUGUUAACAUACUUUUGUAUUGUAUUAUAUUAAUAAUAAAAUACUAAAUGAAUAUUUAUUUA
This is a messenger RNA of Dimorphilus gyrociliatus, 1752 nucleotides long. The record is from the annotation of a GenBank genome assembly. NCBI's taxonomy places the organism in Eukaryota, Metazoa, Annelida, Polychaeta, Dinophilidae.